GCAAAAAGAAAAAUAAAAGAGUUUGUGGGUUUCGAGAGACGUACGUGGAAUAGCAAUGUGUCUAAUGGCGAAGCGAUUUCUGAAAAACCAACAACAAAUCACUAAAACCCAUUUUCCCUUCUUCACUCCCCAGUUUUCUUUCUUAAUCCUGUGGGUUUCCAGUUUCUCCCUCCCAAAACCAUGGGCGGUUUUCUGUCAACCCAAUACCACAAUCCACUCUCCCAAAACCACCUGCCCCCUCUUCUUCUUCUAUCUAUAUACUAUCUUCUCUCUCCCCCCUCACUCCAUCCAAUAAACACACAAUUCUUCUCUUUCUCUUCAACGACAUUCAAUUUCUCUAUCUGGGUUUUGGUUAUUUCUUGGUUUAGAUACGGCUAAUCGAAAGAAUUGGGGGGUUGUUUUAAUGGAAACCAAUAGUUUAGGCGGCGGCGGUGUGGGUGGGAGUGGUGGAGGAGGAGGAGGAGGAGGAGCUGGAGCAGCUGGAGGAGGAGGGAUGUUUUCGGGCAUGAAUUCGUCAAUGUUGGGAUUGGAACUACCACUUCAUCAAAACCCAACAAAUCCCACUAAUCCUCACCAAUUACAUCACCCUCCAAUGGUAUCUUAUGUCCAACAUGACCCCCAUCACCACCAACAACCGCCGUCGGUCUCCGUGAAAUACCCCUUCCCGACAAAAGCUAAGCCACAGCAGUCAAAUCUCAGUGACGACGAGGAGCAGGGGUUCGCGGCGGAUGACAGUAAUGGAGAUGGCAAGAAGAAAAUCUCGCCGUGGCAGAGGAUGAAAUGGACGGAUAUGAUGGUUCGGCUGUUGAUUACAGCGGUGUUCUAUAUCGGCGAUGAAGGUGGGUCGGAGCCGGUGGACCACGUCGGGAAGAAAAAACCAGUAGGGUUACUGCAAAAGAAGGGGAAAUGGAAAUCGGUAUCCAGAGCAAUGAUGGAAAAAGGAUUCUACGUUUCACCACAGCAAUGUGAAGACAAAUUUAACGAUUUAAACAAAAGAUACAAACGAGUUAACGAUAUUUUAGGGAAGGGAACAGCCUGCAAAGUAGUAGAGAAUCAAACAUUACUUGAUUCAAUGGAAUUAACACCGAAAACAAAAGAGGAAGUACGAAAAUUACUCAAUUCUAAACAUCUUUUCUUCAGAGAAAUGUGCGCUUACCACAACACUUGCCGCCACAGCACCACCCACCCCUCGCCGGACGCGGCAACAGAACCAUCCCACCUUCCACAACAACAACAGCAACAGCAACUAUGCUUCCACGCCACAGAUACCACAACCUCCGCCAGUGUAGCAGCCGGCGAGUGUUCGAAAAGCGGAGAUGAGGAGGAUGAGGAGGAGGAAGAGGACGAAUCGGAAGAGGAGGAAGAGGAUGAGGAAACUGAAGGAAGACAGGAAGAAGAGGAGGAAACGGAAUCGAGGAAGAGGGCGAGGAAAGGGGGGAUAACGGCUGGGAUGCAGCAGUUGAGUGCGGAGGUGAUGGGAGUUAUUUCGGACGGGGGGAGGAGUCCAUGGGAGAAGAAGCAAUGGAUGAAGAGCCGAUUGAUUCAGCUUGAAGAGCAGAAAGUGAGCUGGCAAACGCAGGCAUUCGAGCUGGAGAAACAGAGGCUGAAAUGGGUGAAGUUCAGGAGCAAGAAGGAGAGGGAUAUGGAGAGAGCGAAGCUGGAGAAUGAGAAGAGAAUGCUGGAAAACGAGAGGAUGAUGCUGAUUGUAAAGAAGAACGAGUUGGAUUUGAUGGGUAUGCAACAUUAUCAGCAACAGCAGCAGCAUUCCUCGAACAAGCGAGGGGAUCCAUCGUCGAUUACAGGAUGAAGAAGAAAGGGGGGAUUGGGUUUAGGGUUUAGGGUUUAGACAAUUUAGACUUUAGAACUAAAGGGGUUUUGAAACUGUGGGGAUUAUAAAUAUAAUUUAGAAGAAGUGUAACUCCCGUUUGGUUAAUUUUAUUUUUAUUCUUUUUCUGGGUUCGA
Molecule: messenger RNA, 1962 nt
Organism: Cucumis melo (muskmelon)
Lineage: Eukaryota; Viridiplantae; Streptophyta; Magnoliopsida; Cucurbitales; Cucurbitaceae
Exons: 1
Coding region: 404-1807 (467 amino acids)
Source: RefSeq, a predicted model, not a curated record